CGCUCCCCGGCGCUUGAUAUAGUUAGUAUAGAUAGGGUAGUCUCGCCGGUCUGGCCUGUCGGCACCACGCCGCCACAAUCAUGUUUAAUCAUGUGAGCUGACGACGGGGUCUUCUGUGCUCGUCAAUGUUGUUUACGCGCCUUGCUCUAUGUCCAUCCCCUACUGUCCAACACGCUCUGGUAAGAGGACUCUAGCUGCUUGCAUGACCACGCAACAUGGAGCCGCAAGAACCGCAAGAACCGCUCUCUCGAGGGAGCCAAGACGCCAGUUCUGACCAGCCGGAAGGCCAGCCUCCCGUCCCGUCUUCCGGUGAGACUGGCUCCUCCAACCUAGCAUCCCCGGAGCUCGGACUGCCCGAAGGGGAGGCUGGCCCUGAACCGGAGGCACUCCACCCAGUCUCGAGCGGUCCUGCCUACAGCGUCUUCCCCAAGCCGACUAAGCGGUGGAUCAUCGCCAUGGCGGCAUGUGCGAGCUUCGUCUCGCCCAUGACCGCCAACAUCUACUUCCCGGCCUUGAACCCCAUCGCGGCAGAUCUCGGCGUCUCGGUCAACCUCAUCAACCUGACGUUGACGACGUACAUGGUGUUCCAGGCCCUCGCUCCCACCGUUGCUGGUGACUUUGGCGACAUGGCUGGGAGGCGGCCGGCCUUCAUCGUCUGCUUCACCAUCUACGUCUUUGCCAACCUCGGGCUCGCCCUCCAGAAUAAUUACGCCGCGCUGCUGGUGCUGCGGAUGCUCCAGAGCGCUGGGAGCAGCGGGACGCUCUCCAUGUGCUAUGCUGUUGUCGCCGAUGUCGCCGUCAGCGCCGAAAGGGGGAAAUACAUGGGCUUCGUUGGUGCCGGCAUCAACAUCGGGCCUACCCUCAGCCCCGUCCUUGGCGGCAUCCUGGCCCAAUACCUGGGUUGGCGGGCCAUCUUUUGGUUCUGUCUGAUCUACGCCGCCUCCUGGCUGAUACCAUACACCUUGACCGUCCCCGAGACCUGCAGAAAGGUGGUGGGAAACGGCUCCAUUCCACCCCGGGGAUGGAACAUGACCGUGAUCGACCUCGUUCGCCGACGCCAUAAACCCAUACAGCGUGCUGACGCGACUGACGGUCCUCCCAAGCGCGCCUUGCGCUUCCCCAACCCCCUGAACGCCCUCAAGGUCGUCUUCGAGAAACAGCUCGCCUUGCUGCUGCUUUACAACACCCUGAUCUACCUGGUCUUCAUCCUGAUCGUGGCCACCCUGUCGACGCAGCUUGCGGCUAUCUACCACCUCACCGACCUGCAGAUCGGGCUCUGCUAUCUGCCGUACGGCCUCGGCUGCUGUCUGGCCGCCAUCUCGCAGGGCUACAUCCUCGACGCCAACUACCGCAGGACAGCCCGGAAGAUCGGCUUCACCAUCGACUACAAGCGGGGUGACGACCUGCGGGAGUUCCCCAUCGAAAAGGCCCGGAUCCUGCCCAUCUUCCCCAUCCUGUCCACCGGCAUCGCGGCCGUCAUCUGCUACGGCUGGGUCCUGCACGCCGAGACCAGCCUCGCCGGGCCGCUGGUCCUGCUGUUUGUCGUCGGCCUCUGCAUCACCGGCUCCUUCUCGAUCCUCAACACCCUGAUCGUCGACCUGAACCCCGAAGCUCCGGCCACCGCCGUGGCGGCCAAUAACUUGGUGCGCUGCCUCUUCGGUGCUGGCGGCACUGCCUUCAUCGAGUCCAUGCUCAAGGCGCUGGGGAGGGGUUGGACUUACACGUUCUGGGCCCUUGUUUUGGUGGUCUUUUCGCCCGCCCUGUGGGUGCUAAUAGCCAAGGGGCCGAGAUGGCGGGAGGAGAGGCGACUCCGUCGGCUUCAGGCGCGGGAGAAGGAGGCUGUGGCGAGCGCUACCGAGGCUACCUGACGGGGGUCCCUCACCAGGCUGGGGCACUGCGGCAGCAAGGGGUUGUUCGGAGUCAGUACGAAUAUGGCAGUUUCGGCCAUACAUUGGUUGAGGAGCCAUACCCGGGAGAGCAUCUCAGGAGUAAAAAGGGGCCGAGGCCUUCUCGGCAGCAGCGUCUUGCAAAGAAACGCAGAAGGGCCGCGGCUGUGCCCUGGAACUGUCAUCCGCGAAGCUGGGGUUACUCUGGCCCCUCCAGUAAAGUAGGUGAGGGGACAAUCGUGGCCCCGGCCGUGGCUCG
This is a messenger RNA of Thermothielavioides terrestris NRRL 8126, 2145 nucleotides long. RefSeq lists its product as uncharacterized. Lineage: Eukaryota; Fungi; Ascomycota; Sordariomycetes; Sordariales; Chaetomiaceae. The coding region runs from base 216 to 1868 and encodes 550 amino acids. The transcript has a single exon. The record is from RefSeq and is a predicted model, not a curated record. Gene Ontology annotation, biological process: transmembrane transport. Gene Ontology annotation, molecular function: transmembrane transporter activity.